GUGAAUUUCGCGUCCUUCCGCGCAUGUCAAUAAUCCUCACAAUAUAUUUGGUUUUCUUUGUUUGUGGGUCUUCCGCGAGGUCGCUCUUCAAAUUUCCUGUGUAUCAAUAUAAACGCAAAGCCACAAACGAACAGUUGUUUCAGAAAGUUGCCACGAACUGUAGUGAUACUUGCCCAUUAGAACACAAUAGCUCUUCACUCGAAUAUACUAAAUGUGUUCGUCUUUGUAUGAGCGGAAGCUGCUACAACUCACUUUAUGGCUUUGAUGAACUAGAAGAAGGUGAAAUUGACGUCAGAUUUUCAUCGUUUAAAGGUUGUGUUCUGCAAAAACUGAAAGAGAAGGGUUUUCGUGUAAUAUAAUUCACUUUCCAGAGAAAUGGACAACAAACCUACGUCGAUAAGAUCAUCUUUGCCUACUGCUACUAAUUCGACAGUUAACUAUCAUGAAGUAUUCAGUGAGUUGGUUCCGGUGCUGACUCAGUGUUUUGGUGUAAUUCUCUUGGGUUAUAUCGCUGGCCUCCUGAAAAUUUUUUCGGAACCCCAAGCUAAGGGACUCAACCUCUAUGUCACUAGAUUCGCUUUGCCCAUUGUAUUUUUUCGCGGAUGUUGUUUACGGAAUUGAGAGGACGACAAGCGAAUGUCCGGCACUUUAACCGGGUUGGUGAAUGCGGAGAAUCCACCUAGGGGAUUUGGAAAACCCUGAUUACAAACCAAUGGUGUAUAUGGACUCCAGGAUCCUAAGGAAACAAAUGGCGUAUGCACUCAUUGUUGGUCACCAGUUACCAUGGGACUGCAUCUCCUUAUGAUGUUCCAUUGCCUUUUGGAUUAGACCUUCAGGUUGAAGGCUCCGGGUGUGGUUCCCUAAGAAAACCACCCUCUUUGGUUCGCGCACUCGGGCAGUAUCCCAUCCCUCAUACAAAUCUAGUGAUUUAUGCGGCGCAUAUCUAUUUGGUGCCUCAUUUUACCAAUGUUUAUGUGUUCGAAUAAAUACAUAUGUUUUUUAAAACUUUAUUUAAGAGUUUUAGUCUUUCUGUCAUUGCUACCACAUUACUUCAAUCCUGUUUUGUAUUUUUCUAUUAUGGAAACUUGGACUUACAUUUACUCUAGGCCCCAUGUUGAUAGUAUCUAACUGUUACAUAUAAAAAUAGAAAAAGUUCGUUCUCUGUCUAGAUAUGUCUUCAUACGUUUAAGAAUCCAUAUUCGCUUUUGGGACAUUUAUGGUCUCUGUCUUCUCAUUAAGAAAGGGCCUAUAAUUAGCAAAAUAUCGAAACAAACGCCUGACAAUUAAAAUGGGAUGGGAAAUAGCAAGGGUUUUUUUGGUAGAGGUAGCGAACUCUGAUUUCUUACCUAUGAGUCGUGUAGGCUCUCAGGCACGGAACAAAUAGUUUCUAAACCCACUUGAAUAACUAACAACCAUAGGUAUUGAUCUUUCGACUUACUCCUUCUACUUUGCGAGGUAGACCCUUGAGUUAAAGACCCAAGGAAUUAAUGAAAUCAUUUACUUCGGCUUGGACAUCCAAACAAUUCAAAAGCGCUCAUACAAAUUUCACUAAACCAAGUCGGGAACAUAAAUAACUCACUCCUCAAACACCCGAUCACACACAUUUUGUGAUAUAUACCAUAGUGCUCUGCUCUACUAAUCAUGUUUUAUCUUAUGAACAACUAAAAUAGUAAUCGAUCGAUUAAUAAUCUUGUUUUUCCACUGUUCACUUAUAAAUCAGUAGUUGGUGUACAGUCACUAUUAUCUUUUCAUUGUCUGACUGAAAACUUUAUUGGUUUAUUCUAGGCCAUGGUAACAAUUAAUUUUUCUGGUGUCUGUUGGUCUUUCGUCAUGGCUAUAUCUAUCAGUAAAUUGAUCGGUUUUAUAAUGGCAAUUACGUUCACGUAUUUAAUCAGUCGACGUUUUCAUCUGGGCAUAGCUGCUAUUGUUGCUAUGUUUGUAUCGCAGACCAAUGAUGUAGCAUUAGCUUAUCCUAUACUCUAUGCUCUUUUCCCUGAUUUGGCUAGUUAUAUUUAUUUAUUUGCGCCAAUCCAACUGAUUGUUCUUAAUCCAUUCGCUUAUUUUCUAUUGGAGCUAGAACGAGUCAGACUAACUAAUAGUGAGCUUAAACCGUUAAUUCAUAGUGAAGAUAGUGAUAUUGAUAGAAGACAAUUAAUAGAUGGUAAAAGCUCGAAUUCAGUCCCAUCAUGUGGUCGAUGCCAACAAUUGACACAGGUUAUGUUCAAUGUUCUCAAGAAUCCUUUAAUUUUCAUGACUUUAAUUGGUAUCAUUUUUAAUCUUAUAUUGAAGCACCAUUUACCAGUGUAUAUAAAUGGCUUGCUCAGUGUUAUAGCUGACUCCUUCAGUGCGACUGCUUUAUUUUCACUCGGUUAUAGUAUGGUUGGCAAAAUGUCUACCAUCACUCAAAGAGAAGUUUACAUUUUGACAACAAUCCUAUUGACAAAACUUUUGAUUGUUCCUUUUAUUACACGUGAACUUGUUGUUCAAAUGAUGCCUAUUGCAUUAGCUAAUGAAACAUUACGUUAUUCUACAUUUGGUUUCUUGUAUGGUACUACACCGACAGCCCCACCUGUGUUCUUAUUUGCUGCUGAAUAUCAAGUUAUACCUGUGGCCAUCGGUGUUGGUCUUGUCUUGGGAACAUUCCUAUGUGCGCCAAUUAUGUUUAUUUUUGCACGUAUUAUUACAUUGUACAACGCAGAACCAAGUGAUUAUGCAGGUAUACUCGGUACAACUGUUGAAGAUAUUUCUUGGAUUAGUAUUGUAUGCUGUAUUUGGACAUUGGGUGUACUUUGUGUUAGUCGAAAAGCUAUUCGAGUUCCUAAUCGAUUCACAUUAUGUCAUUUAAUUUGUGUGCUAUUCACUUGUACUGGAUUAUUACUUGGUCGUUUCGUAAAUUAUUAUUAUUAUGGUAUUGAAGAAAGUGUAAAUGGUGGAAAAUUGAGUCAACCAAUACGCUGGUUAAAUUACUUGCAUUUUGCAAUAUUCUUUUUUGGUUCUACGGGUACACGUUGUUGGACCACAUUAAUCGCAUUAGUUCUUGUUAUGGAACGUGCACGUAGUCUAUGCUUUGUAUUACGAUAUCAAUUGCAUAUUUACUUAACUGGCUUCUUAACACCUGCAGUUGUCACUGGCCUACUACUGUUAACAUCAUUUGGUCAUAUGGUGAAAGAUAUCGAUCCGAUUUUUCAAUGUGGUACUAAUCAACUGAUUAUAUCAAUCUUAGUUUUGAUAGUUAAUGCAUCUGGUACUUUAGCCUGUUUAAUCAGUUUUAUACGAAUCGAUGUUCCUGUGCAAGAUUGUUAUGAGAUUAAAGCAUCACCAGAUGUAGCAGAAGGAAUAUGUCGUUCACAACUUUGUCGAAAUUUUAACGAUUUUGACAAAAAUGAUACCAAUCAAACACAACAGUCUCAACAAACUUCUCCAAGUAAUUCAAUCAUUACAGACAGUUAUCGAAUCACUAGAAACAGUGAUGAUUCCGAGUUACUAAGUUGUAGAAAUCCACAAAUUCCACAGUCAUGUGAUUCUGCGAAAUUCUGUAAUCAAUGUGAUAAGAAACAACGAAAAGAAUGUGCCAAAAUUCUUGCACGAUAUUGUGAAACACAUCAACCUUCCAUGAUAUCGUCAACAUCAGCUACGCAUCCAAUAACUCAACAAAUUUCUUUAGGACUUGAGUUGGAUAAUGUUCAUGCCCAGGGAAACAAUAAACCUCCACAUCAUAAACAUGUGAUAUUCUUAAUAUUAAUAUUAGUUACAAUGUUUCUUGGUAUUUGUCUGUGUACUUGGAGGCUUGUACAUGAUGCUCCAACAGGUGUUUACAUAGUUCUCGAAUUUUUGGAUGGUUCUUUUAAUUUUGGUCAAGGUGUAGUUUUAUUUGUAUUAUUUGGCCUAGAUGCAGAUUUGUUUAUUGCACCGAUAAAACGUUUUUUAUCACGUUGGUUUAGUCAUUUCACCAGUAAACAAUUCAAUGGAAGUUUCAAUGAAGCUUUGCAUCAGACAACUGUUGAUAAGAGUAAAAUUGAUAAAAUAGUGAAUCAGUUUGUGAAAUUUCAUCUAAAAUCAUGUUCAACAAAUAUUGGUACUGAGAAAACAAUUAAUUCAAUUCACUACGAACAAAUAUUUUAUCAGUACACCCUGGAACAAUGGUUAAUUGCCGCCGGUAUCACUGAUUCCAAUGAAGAGACAUUAUGUUAUAUAGAAUGCCUUGAAUUAGGUAAUAUUAUAACGUGUAUCAAUCCUAUGACAAAUGAAUCAUUUAUGCAUAAAGAUACAAUGACUGCAAUAUCAAAUACAAAACGCUUGUUAACAUUCACUGCUUAUGCUUGGGGUUUACAUAAUAUAAGUUACUAAAGAAAUUAAUUAUAAUUCAUAGCAGAAACUAUAAUAGUGUUAUAUUUUUUUCUUGCCUACAUUAUAUAUCUGUCACAAAUAAACAAUAGCUUUCAUAGUUAUCAGAUCAUUGACUGUUCUUGACCAUUACUUACUUUAAACAUGUUCAAGCUCACUUGUCUUUCGAUGAUCAUGAGAUGUGUUUUUAUUUGCUUCUCAUAUUCUAAUCCCGAUGGGUUGACGACCAGGAGAGGAAGGAAAAGUAACAUCUCUCAAUAUAACAACUUCAUAGUCUAACAAAACAGUGAUAGUUGUUUAUUCCAACUUUUUUUCUUUUCAAUAUCAUUCCAAUGUUUGUGUAUUUUCUUCCCUGAUCAUUGACAAACUGAGAUUACCCAUCUAUUCUUGUCAUGUUGAACUUUUGUGCUUUUUUUCCGUUUGUUUUAAAAUUUGUUGUAGCUGUUGCCGCUUUUCUAGUCUACACUUUUUUGGUUGCAUCUUUGUAUGUAUGUUUGUUGACUGCUGUCUGUUUUAACACUGAUAAUAAUUGGUUAAUUAAAACAAUAAUUGUUUAGUUUAACU
This is a messenger RNA of Schistosoma intercalatum, 4908 nucleotides long. Lineage: Eukaryota; Metazoa; Platyhelminthes; Trematoda; Strigeidida; Schistosomatidae. The record is from the annotation of a GenBank genome assembly.